GGUAUUAUUCAGGUUUUCUCCCAAAAAACCAACUGCAGUGGUACUCUGGAUCCCGUCCUCGGUUGUGCAGGGCCGGCGCCGGCUCCCCCAAAUCUCCAAGCGCGAGCCGCGUCCCCCAAAUCGGCCGUCGCCGUCGCCUCCCCCUCGUCGCCGCCUCCCUCUGGCCGUCGCCGCCUCCCCCUCCUCGCCACCUCCCUCUGGCCGUCGCCGCCUCCCCCUCGUCGCCACUUCCCUCUCGGCGUCGCCGCCUCCCCCAAGUCCUCCACCCACGCCGGCCCAGCACCGCGCCGCACCGUGCCGCUCCAUCCACGGCCCGCCGGCACCACCCGCCGCGCCCGUCCCCGACAGCGACGCACCACCCACCACGGCGGCGUCUCUGGAGAGCACCGGAUCGACCCAAUCGCCUCCAAAUUGCAGGCACGACCCACCCUGCGGCUUUCUAUUCGAUUCCAUCCAGCCCAAUUCCGAUUCCAACGACCACCGUUCCUUCAUCAAUUCGGCCUUCCCCAGCCUAGCCUGCAGGCCCCCUCCGCCUGCAGGAUGGAUGAUUUCUUUAUCGAUCUCAACAAUGAAGCACAGGGUGUUGGUGUUGGAGAAGUUUCUGAAUCUUCCAUGAGUAGUUCUGCUUCCAAGGUGGGGGCAACAAGGAACAAGCAAACCAACUUCUCGGCGUAUGAAGACAACAUGCUCUGCAAAUCGUGGCUGGAAAUUAGCUGUGAUCCUAUUGUAAACACCGGCCAGAGGAAGGAAGCCUUUUGGAUUCAUGUGCUCAACAGAUACAAUUCCAAAUGCGGCAGCUAUCCAACGAGGACCCAAAAAUCCAUUAUGAGUCGUUGGGAUCACAUCAAGGCUGGAGUAAGCAAGUUCUCUGGAUACAUGGCUGAGAUGAUCCGUUCCAAUCCUAGUGGCAUGUCGGAUGCAGAUAAGUCAGUGGCUGCUGCUGCUGAUUUUGCUAGUGUGGAGAAGCACAAUUUCACUCUUAUGCACUGCUGGAAAAUCCUGAAGGAUGAGCCCAAAAGGAUGGAGCUGAAAAGGAAAAUGGACACCACUCAGAAUAGUGGUUCCAGGGAAAACAUCCCCCCAGUGUGCAGCGAGACAUUUUCGAUCUUCAUCCCGAAAAGUCCUCAUCAACUAGCCCAUCAAGAAAAUGUCCCAUGGGGAGGGACACAUCAAAACAGGCUAAGAAGAAAGCUGCUUCAGCGUCCUCUGAGUGCGUGUCCAAGAUGCAUGACCUAUCUAUUCAGAAGAUUGAGUUAUUCAAGGAAACAGAGGGUGAGCGCAAGGCCCGGCUCGAUGAAAUUGUUACUCUAGAGAAAGUGAAGGUAGAGGAAGUUCGCGAGCACUGCAAGAAGAUGCUGGACAUAGAGAGGGAAAGGUUGGCUCUGGAUAAGCAAAGGUUUCACAAGGAGGCUGAAAAGAAAGAGAAGAAAGAGGACGAGCGCAUUUUGGCCAUUAACCUUGAUCAAUGUCUACCCAUGCAAUGCGUGUACUAUCAAGCGCUACAAGAAGAUAUCAUUCAAAAGUUGAUGUCUCAACGUCGUGGACCAACUCAGUGAGGAAGUUGGUGGCAAAUCAUGUUGGUGUGCUUUGUAAUAUGGGAUCUUGUGCUAUGUAAUAUGGGAUCUUCUAAAUACAAUUGAAUAAUAGUCAGUGAGGUCUAUGUAAUCUGCUAUGUGAGAAUGCAUUUCUGAAUCAUGUCUGGAGACAUGCUGAAUCA
Messenger RNA from Panicum virgatum (switchgrass), 1717 nucleotides. RefSeq lists its product as uncharacterized. The record is from RefSeq and is a predicted model, not a curated record. Lineage: Eukaryota; Viridiplantae; Streptophyta; Magnoliopsida; Poales; Poaceae. The transcript has 4 exons. The coding region runs from base 541 to 1311 and encodes 256 amino acids.